Molecule: messenger RNA, 4455 nt
Organism: Chaetomium strumarium
Lineage: Eukaryota; Fungi; Ascomycota; Sordariomycetes; Sordariales; Chaetomiaceae
Exons: 2
Coding region: 119-4441 (1440 amino acids)
Biological process (GO): post-Golgi vesicle-mediated transport; endocytic recycling; phospholipid translocation
Cellular component (GO): plasma membrane
Molecular function (GO): ATPase-coupled intramembrane lipid carrier activity; magnesium ion binding; ATP binding
Source: RefSeq, a predicted model, not a curated record
CGCGUUUUCUGACGUCAGGCUGUUGUGUGUCGCCUACUGUGUAUCGACAGUUCGUUCGUGAGAGCGAGACGUCAACUUCGGGAGCUUGGAAAAUGCCAAUCUGUUCGGACCACGAUGAAUGGCGUCGGCAAUGACGGCGGGAACUGCGACAUACGAUUCAUUCUCCACCGCCCGACGCUCCGGCAGCUCGACAAAGGACGCCUUUACGGCCACAGCGAAGCUAUGGUACCGGCGCAUCGUGGUCGAGCUCGUAGGCGGGCGGAAUUCCUUGCCGCCAUCCAAGGACGGGCGCCGCAUCCCUUUGAGGCCGCACCGUCCAGAGUCGCUCGUUGAUGAAAGACGCGGGGCGCCCUACGUCUCCAACUCAAUACGAACGUCUCGCUACACCAUCUACGAUUUCUUUCCCAAGCAACUCAUCUUCCAGUUCACUCGCUUGGCGAACUUCUACUUUCUCUGCGUCGGCAUCCCGCAGACCAUCCCCGGAAUCAGCACGACCGGAAACUUCACUACCAUCCUCCCGCUUCUGUUCUUCGUGCUUCUCACCAUUGCCAAGGAGGGCUACGAUGACUGGAAAAGACACCGACUCGACAAGAUCGAAAAUGCGAAGCCGGUGACGGUUCUGAAAGGUGCAGGAGGCAGUCGAGGCAGACGGGGUGGGAAAUCGCGGUUUUGCGCCCCGCCGUCCGAAGACUUUGGGGUCCGCGGGCGGACCGAGACAGUGCGCGCAUCUCACGUCGACUUGCAGUGGCGUACGGUUAAAUGGGAGGACCUAGAAGUCGGGAACGUCAUCAGACUGACAAGGGACGAGGAUGUCCCGGCCGACAUGGUCCUCCUUCAUGCGGAUGGCGAAGAAGGCAUUGCCUACGUCGAGACCAUGGCCCUCGAUGGAGAGACGAACCUCAAGAGUAAGCAGGUGCCAGUGGCUUUGAAAGGGUGUGACUCAAUCGAAGGGAUAUGCAAUUGUGGCGCCGAGUUCGUGGUCGAGGAUCCCAACCCGGAUUUGUAUCGGUUCGACGGGCGGGUAACGGUCAACGGAGAAACGCUCCCUCUUACUCUCAACGAAGUGGUCUACCGAGGUUGCACCAUUCGAAAUACAGCGAGCGUCAUCGGACUCGUCAUAAACACCGGGGAGGAGACAAAGAUUCGCAGGAACGCGAACCGCCAUCCGAGUGCGAAGAAGCCAGCUCUCGAACGGAUGGCUAACAUGAUUGUGAUCGCCCUGGUCAUUUAUCUUAUUGCUCUCGUUGCUGGUCUUUCGGGUGGUUACGCCAUCUGGCAGCGCACCUACGAACGAGCGGCUUGGUACUUGACCGAUAUCUCGGUGCCGUACUCGCAUAUCAUCAUGGGCUACGCCAUCCAGUUCAACAAUGUCAUCCCCUUGGCUCUGUAUGUGAGCCUGGAGAUCGUCAAGAUCUGCCAGAUGCUGCUGCUGAAUUCCGACAUCGAUAUGUACGACGAGAGGUCGGAUACCCCGGCGAGGUGCAACACCAACACGAUCCUGGAGAACCUUGGCCAGGUCGGCUAUAUGUUUUCGGACAAGACCGGGACAUUGACAGAAAAUGUGAUGAGAUUCCGCAAAAUGAGCGUUGCCGGCACCACAUGGCUGCAUGAGAUGGACCUUGGAGGCGUCGGGGAGGUCGACAAUGCUGAGGCAUCAAAGAAGUCGGAUCCGGGGUGUCUACCCCAGGGCACCGAGCAUGGCACUAUCUCCGCGGACAGCGCCGUCUUCCCGGUGUCGCCAACCAUAGCAACUCGGCCCGUCAAUGGUCGUCGGUCCUCGUCGCACUGGCGGUCCACUGGCAGGCCCGAUCAUGUGCAGCCGGAACUCACCACGGCGGAUCUGAUGGAAUACAUCCGUCUUCGACCGGACUCGGCCUUCUCCAGACGCGCGGUGCAGUAUAUUCUCGCCAUGGCACUCUGCCAUACAUGUCUGCCGGAGAUGAAGGACGGGAAACUGGAUUUCCAGGCUGCCUCGCCCGACGAACUUGCUCUUGUGAGGGCGGCCCAAGAUCUAGGCUUCUUAGUCAUCCAGCGCAGCACACAAGCAGUCACUCUCCGGAUCUCAGCACCCAGCGAGUAUUCGGAGCGCACAUACCAGAUCCUUGACGUGAUCGAGUUCAGCAGCAAACGCAAGCGCAUGUCGAUAAUUGUGCGCUGCCCAGAUGGAAGGAUCUGGCUAAUUACCAAGGGUGCCGACUCCGUCGUUGUCCCGCGGCUGAGAAUGGCUGAUCUCGCGGCACAGAAGGUCAAGGAGCUCCGUGAAAGCCUCGAGCUUGAGCAUCAGCUACUGCGGAAGAGCGAAGCCCGUGAGCCGCGCAACAGCUUUGGAGGCCGGCCCAGCCUGACAAUCCGGCGGAGUCUCGCCCUCUCGCGGCACCACUCGGUCGCCGGGGCCAGCGGCAGCCGCCCCAGCGCAAACAGGAGCAAAUCCUUCGAAGUCGGCGGACUGGCUGCUAUCCCAUACGUCGAUUCUAGACCGUCGCUCAACGCUCGCACGGCGUCCCUUGAUAUUCUCCGCGCAAGAAGCAAGGCUCCGCAGACGAUUUCUCAGGCCGUGCCAAGCAAGUUUGCUUUUCUCGAGGAUCGGUCCCUUUCCGACGAUGCGGCGGUGUUCGCUCGCUGCUUCCGGCAAAUCGACGACUUCGCGACCGAAGGUCUGCGCACUCUUCUAUUCGCCCACAGGUCCCUGACCGAGCAAGAGUACCAUAGCUGGAAGAAGCUGUACCGCGAGGCAGAGACCAGUCUAGUCGACCGUCAGGACCGUAUCGAGGCCGUAGGAGAGAUGGUUGAGCAGUCUCUGGAGCUAAUCGGCGCAUCCGGCAUCGAGGAUCAGCUGCAACCCGGCGUCGCCGAAACCGUUGACAGACUCCGGCGGGCCAAUAUCAAGAUCUGGAUGCUUACGGGAGACAAGCGGGAAACGGCCAUCAACAUAGCGCACUCCGCCCGUAUCUGCCGCCCGGGGUCCGAUAUCUUCGUGCUGGAUAUUGUCAAGGGCGACCUUGAAGGGCAGAUCCUGGCUGUGAUGGAAGAUCUCCAGAUCCAAGCGGAGACAAACGCCUCCCAUGUCCCGGGGCACACGGUGAUUGUCGUCGACGGACGCACCCUGGCCGCGCUCGACGAACCCGCGGCCACCAAAUCCAAAGCGCUCUUCUACCGCCUCGUGCUCGCCAUUGACUCCGUGAUCUGUUGCCGCGCCUCCCCCUCGCAAAAGGCCCUCCUCGUCAGCGCCGUCCGCGCCGCAUCCUCGGCUCGCUUCACCGCUGCCGAGCGCCACCCGCUCCUCCGUCGCUUCCUGCCUACUACCUCGCCCUCGCCGCUGACCCUUGCCAUAGGCGACGGCGCAAACGACCUCGCCAUGCUCUCCGCCGCGCACGUCGGCGUCGGCAUCUCCGGCCGCGAGGGACUCCAGGCCGCCCGCGUGGCCGACUACGCCAUCGCGCAGUUCCGCUUCCUCGCCCGCCUGCUGCUCGUCCACGGCCGCUGGAACUAUGCGCGCACCGCCCGCUUUAUCCUCGCCACCUUCUGGAAGGAGAUGUUCUUCUACCUGCCCACGGCGCUCUAUCAGAGAGAGGUCGGGUACACGGGCACGAGUCUGUAUGAAGCCUGGAGCCUGACGGCUCUGAAUACCCUGUUCACGAGCCUGUGCGUCAUCGUGCCCGGCGUGUGGGAGCAGGAGCUGAGGGCCGAGACACUGCUGGCCGUGCCGGAGCUGUAUGUCUUUGGGCAGAGGAACGAGGGGCUGAAUCCGAGGAAGUAUUUUGCCUGGAUGGUAGCCGCUGCCGCGGAGGGCGUGUUGGUGUGGUGGUUUUGUUGGCUGCUGUACGGCGGGCUGAAUCCCGUCAGGGACGAGGGCUUGUUUGCGCUGGGGAACUUGGUGUUCUCGGUGAAUAUUGUCUGGACCAAUCUGAAGCUCUUGAUUCUCGAUACCUACUACAAGACCGACAUCGUCGUCGCCUCGUUCUUCAUCACCGUCGCCGGCUGGUGGCUGUGGCAGGUGUUUCUCGCCGGCGUGUACGCGCCGGGCGUCUGGCCGUAUGCCGCCAGAGACGGCCUCUUCUCGUCGUUCGGCCCGGAUCCGGCCUGGUGGGCGGCGCUGUUCGGCGUGCUCGGCCUUCUGACCUCCUUGGAGCUUGCCUACAAAUCGGUCAAGCGUAACUUGAUGGUGGCGGGGCUGUGGAAAUGGGGCAGAAAAUGGCUGAGGGGGUCGACGUGGAAGACGGCGUUCUGCUCGACGACGACAACGACGCGCGGUGAUUUCAUGUGGCCCGAGGAGGGCGCGAAGGGGAACCCGGAGGAGUGGGAUGUGAACUUGUGGCAGGUGAUGGAGCAGGAUCCGGCCAUCAGGGAGACGCUGCGCAAGAUGAGCAGUUUUGGGUAUCAGGAUAGAGGGGAAGAGGACGGAGACAGCAUUGGCGCUGAGAUGGCCGAGGAUCUGGUUUGAACUCUGAGGGUGAG